Hippoglossus stenolepis (Pacific halibut) is the source of this 3614-nucleotide messenger RNA. Its product is annotated as kelch-like protein 34. The transcript has a single exon. Bases 634 to 2436 code for a protein of 600 amino acids. The record is from RefSeq and is a predicted model, not a curated record. Lineage: Eukaryota; Metazoa; Chordata; Actinopteri; Pleuronectiformes; Pleuronectidae. Gene Ontology annotation, molecular function: protein binding.
GCAGCUGUAUUUACCGAUGAGUUCAUCCGCCGGGAUAGACACUAAAACCCAGCCAGGCUCCCUCUUUCCUCUCCGCACAUGUGUGUGUGGAGUGUAGCUGCUCUCUCGCUGGGUUGGUGUGUGUGAGCUGGACGCAUGCAUUUGGGUGAUACUCCCUCCCGGAGUCAGCGAAAAGGGCAGCAGACAAACACAAUGCCAACACAAGCGAGACAUCACAGACAGAGACAGGAGACUUUGGGACGGACCACGUUUAGCGGGCCGAAAGGGAGGGGGAGGCAGUUGUUAACUUUCCUAUCAUGGUAUCACAUGCUCGCCGCCGCAGACGGAGCAGGACAAAAACACAGAUGGAGCGAGCUCGACCAUGGACACGCACUUCGCUGCCUUCUCCACUCUUUCUUUUUCUGCUUCUUGCCUUUAACACCUCAUUACCCUGCUAAUGUCUAAAGAUUUUCUCUUUGGUGGCUACGUUUUUUUUUGACUACACAAAUUUUCCUGUGCUUCCGUGUGUCAUCCUCUAACUUCCUGACAUUUCCCCAUUACUCGCUUCCUUGAACCUUCCUGAUGAAGACUUUUCUCACCCCCUCUAUCUGACACCUGUUCUUUCACCUUUGCACCUCGCCUCCUCUCUUUUGGAUGGAUAGCUACUCCGUCCUCUACAGUUCCUCCCACAGAACCGGACUUCUCUCCGGCUUCCAGCGCCUGCGCACCGAGGGGAAGAUGUGUGAUGUCGUCCUCGAGGCCGGCGGCGUUUCCUUCCCUUGUCAUCGCGCCCUUUUGGCCAGCUCCAGCGAGUAUUUUUGGGCUCUGUUUGGAGAGACUACUGCUGAGAGAUUAGCAGGUUCCAUUAGCCUCCCAGCGCUAACACCUCAGGGUUUAGAUGCCAUCCUGGACUUCCUGUACUCAGGCUGGCUCAGCAUAUCACCCUCCACGAUCUCUGUCCUUCUGGAAGCGGCCAGGUACCUGCAAGUGGAGACGGCUGUGGCGAUAUGUGAGCGCUUUAUUAUCGAUGGUUUAAGUGUUGAGAACUGCUGCUGCUAUGCCAACCUGGCCGAACGCCACACGCUAUCAAACGCACUUGAGGCUGCAAACCAAACCAUUGCAAUGGAGAUGGGGACAUUGCUGCAGGAAAACAAGGACAAUCUCCUCGAGCUGAAUAUCCAGUCGCUGAUGUCAGUGCUCGAGGCUGAUGAGAUACCUGUCGUCAAGGAGGUUGAGCUCAUGAAGCUGGCUUUGGAUUGGCUCGAUGAGAAUGGCCCGCUCCCGCUGCUGAAAUCAAAUCUUCUUCUGAGUCGUCUGCGCUUCAGAUUGGUCUGUGCGUCCGAUCUCGCCAACCUUCAUCACAGAGCCAUGGGCACACCUCUAAUCCGAAGUCAGCUGACCCGAGCGUUGGAGUACCACAGGAUGGGUUCAGCUCAGCCAAUCAGACAGAACAAGCAGUCAACACUCAGAGCGUCGCCCAAUCGCGUGCUGCUCGUGGGUGGAGGGUCCAGCGCCGAUUGUCCAGAACAGCAGUUGUUGGCGUUUGAUCCAAGAGGCAGGAAGUUCUCAUCCGUGAGCUCAUGUCUCCCGCUGCGGCUGAGGAAUCACUGCGUGAGCUCAGUGGGAGGUUUCCUCUUUGUGAUCGGGGGGGAGGAAGUGAAAGAGGGAGAUGAGGACGGAAAGAAGUCCGUCACCACGUCGACAACCAACCAGGUGUGGCGGUACGAUCCUCGCUUUGACUGCUGGGAGCAGGUGGGGUCCAUGCUGGAGAGGCGGGCACAGUUCAGCUGCUGCGUGGUGGAGGAUGUUAUUUAUGCCGUCGGGGGACGACACACACGACCGGACACCGACACACACACCUCGGUCGGGUCUGUUGAGUUUUAUGACAUGACCACAGGAGCAUGGAGGAGGGGAGCAACGAUGCCCCGCCCUCUUUACGGCCAUGCAUCCACUGUGCUUGACGACAGUAUCUACGUGUCGGGUGGCCUCCCGGGCAACCAGGGCACCAUCCAGGGCAGUAACCAUGGUGAUAACCAGGAUGAGAACAGGGAGAACAGCAGAGAGGUCUUGUAUUGGGACCUCAAAGGUCGGGUCUGGGAAAAGAGGGCGUCCAUGUCUAUCGCCCGGUUCAGUCACCGCUUGGCAACAGCCCACGGCUACAUCUACGCCCUGUUGGGGAUGUACGAACCUUUCUGCGACAUAGAGCGAUAUGAUUCACGCUCAGACCACUGGACACGCCUCCGACCGCUCCUUAUUGGAUCCUUCAACUACGGGAUGGUUUCGACAGCAUCCGGGAAUCUGCUGGUGUUUGGGGGGAGACGAUGGAGCGACGGUCAAGAGGUGAUCAUGAGGAGUGUACUGGAGUAUGACACUAAGACAGACAGCUGGAGAGAAAUCUGCCAGCUCCCCAGACCUCUCACUGGGACGGAGUGCACACUGCUUCCCCUGCCAGACUAAAGGGUGCACAGAAAAACUUCAGUAAUCUCAAAAUGAUGAGAAUGAUGAAACUGGAUUCUCAAUUUCUGUGUGACAAAGUUUCUCCACAGUUGUUCAAACUGAAAUAAAUUGAUUGGGUUUCAUUCAUGAAAGAAAAGAGGGAAAGUAUAUCCAUCUCAAUAGAAAGCUUUGUGUUGGGGAGUGAAAGUAGGUUGGCAGAGAUGAAAUGUUUACCACCGGCCCAGACUUUACUUUCCAAAUGACUUGCCCGAAGACAGAUGGUGUUUGCAUAGAGGAAAGCAGGUGGGCAUUAUUCUUCUGUCGUGAAAAGAGUUGGAAAAGUGUUUUUAAAAAAGUGUAAAGUUUUCGUAACCUGCUCUUUAGCCCAGUCUGCUGCUACUGAAAUUUUGUUUUUGUUCAGAUUACCACCACAGAGUUAAAUUUGCAUUUUGUCAUUUUGUCUUCACACUAAGCUCGACUUCUCCUGCAGGAGUAGUUUGAUAUUAAUAAUGAAGCUAGUACCAGGUUAUCUCAGUUUAAUACCUUCCCAUAAGUAGAGACUGUACGACCAUCACACACAAGAGGGAAGAGAGACGUCCAAACAGGAGAUAAAGGUGAUGAAGGAGGAGGAAACAGGAGCUAAGCUAAAUAUUUUAUAGAAGUUGAAGAUAAAAGUUCUGCGCAUGUGACAUUCCUGUUUGUUCGAUGAAUAAUUUAGGUUUUCUAAAAGAUAAAGUAAUAGAAGCCCACCAAAGAUAUCGAGUGACCUUGUUCUCAUUUCACUUGUAUCCCACUGCACCGGCAACUUUACUGUAAAUCAUACGCAUGAUUUGUGGCUAUUAGCUGCAGAAUUCAUGGGCUUUUAAACUUUAUACGUUCUGUAAAACAUGUUUUAUAAUAUCUGAAGGUAAUAUUUGUUUUUAAGAGUUAUUGUGUGCCUCAGGAUUUACUGGAGUUAUCUUUUUUUUUUUGCAGUGUAGUGAAUGUGUGGUGUUAGAACUUCAAAUAUUAACUUUAUAUACUUUAUAAUCAUCUUUGUUGUCUAUUAACAGGUGGAAAUAAUGGAUUAAUGAAUAUGUAUUAUUAAUUAUGACGGAUCAAAUAAACGUACAUCUGCUAAAUAAGAUCAUAAACCCCUGGAAAAUAUAUAUAAAAAUUCCAUUAAUUGAAUUACUAAUUAAACUGAAUUGCCAAAUUGA